GUAUGAUUAAUAAUGAAAAGACAGAUAUCAAAAUAGAGAGAAGGUACCUGAUCAUAUCAAUAAAGUUAAAUACCAUCUGCUUAACCAAAGAAAGUGUUGGUGAAGAAGCCAUCAACAAAUAUUGAUAAAUAAGAAAAAACAUCAGAAGAAUUAGCUAAGCAUUAAGAAAUUUUAGAUGAUCGUCUUAAACAAAAACAAUUAUAAUAUGAAGAAGCAAAAGCCAAGAUAAUUUAAAAUUAAAAACUCAUAAGAAACUAGUAAAAAUAUAAUCUAGAAUUCCCUGAAUUGCCAAAAUGAA
Paramecium pentaurelia is the source of this 298-nucleotide messenger RNA. The record is from the annotation of a GenBank genome assembly. Lineage: Eukaryota; Ciliophora; Oligohymenophorea; Peniculida; Parameciidae.